GGGAGGGGCGCGGCGGGGCAGGGAGGGCCUGCCGGGCACGGGGCUCAGAGAGGGCAGCGGGCCGCCCUUUCCGCCCCUGAAGCUGCAGCCGCCCCGUCGUCCGGGGAGCAGCCCUGAUGAUGCUUCCUGACCCCUGAGCGCGGCCGGCCGGGCUCCCGCGGUUCGCCUUCCGCCGCCGUCCAGCCUGUCCCAAGCUCCUGGCCUCUGAGCCAGGCGGGGCGGUGCCGGGUGCGGGGUGGUAAGGGGAGGCCGAGGGGAUCCGGCAGCGGAGUGCGAGGACCAGACGCCCCAGCGAUGACCAGUUCCCCUGUCUCCAGAGUCGUCUACAACGGCAAGAGGAACAGUAGCCCCCGCUCUCCCCCCAACAGCAGCGAGAUCUUCACCCCGGCCCACGAGGAGAAUGUGCGCUUCAUUUACGAAGCCUGGCAGGGCGUGGAGCGGGACCUGCGCAGCCAGAUGUCGGGCAGCGAGCGGGGCCUGGUGGAGGAGUAUGUGGAGAAGGUCCCUAACCCCAGCCUGAAGACCUUCAAGCCCAUCGACCUGAGCGACCUGAAACGCCGGAACACGCAGGACGCCAAGAAGUCCUAAGGCGCGCCGGUGCGCCUCCCCUGGCCUCUGGGAGAUCUGGGUGCUGGCCUCCUCCUCUCCUGUGGGCCCACCUCCUGGGAGGGGGAGGGGGCCUUGCUCCCAGUGGGCUGAAAACCCCAGGAACAGGACAUGAUUGAUGGCCGAGGCCUGCCCCUCCUCCCUGAGUCCCCUCCUUUCCUCUUGGGGGAUCUCAAGCUACCCCCGACACUAGGGGGGCUUGGGCCCAGCCAGCCCCUGCCCUCCCGUGGGCCUAGGUGGCUCUUUUGAGCUGCCUGGCCCUGCCUGCCCCCCAGGGCCUUGACCCUGACUCCCUUCACCUUCCCCUGCCCCCACCCCCCUACCCCUGGCCACUUCCAGGAUCAGGAGGGAAACGAGGGGGCCUUUGUUGUCUCCUGUGCUGGUGGGAUUGGGCUGGAUUAGCUCCUGAGGUGGCCAGGAGGCAGGACAAGGGUGAUCCCACCCAUGCCUAGCAUGGGUCCCCCACCGACCCCUGCUGUGUCUCUGGCCUGGACACAGGGAGUGUCUGACCCCUCACCCCACUCUCCAACCUGGCCCCUUCCUUCUCUGUGUCAGCUUCAGGAUGGCACCAGCUGUCUGGGCCUGGGACACUGCUGGGUGCCCCCUCCAAGGGUCUUGGGCAGCCAGGCCUGGCCCCCCCUGGGGAAGGGGCAUGGGGCUGGCCUGAGCUGGUGAGGCUGCCCAGUGGGUCCUGCCCUGUGCGGUGAGUUGGGAGGGUCUUCAGGGCCAUUUUUUCUUCCUGUGCCCUCCAAAUCCAAGUGUCUGACUGGAACCUGAGGACGAGUGAAUAAAGGCGGGGUGGCAUUGGCUUGGC
Molecule: messenger RNA, 1420 nt
Organism: Balaenoptera musculus (blue whale)
Lineage: Eukaryota; Metazoa; Chordata; Mammalia; Artiodactyla; Balaenopteridae
Gene: MCRIP1
Product: MAPK regulated corepressor interacting protein 1
Exons: 5
Coding region: 295-588 (97 amino acids)
Source: RefSeq, a predicted model, not a curated record